This is a messenger RNA of Xiphophorus maculatus (southern platyfish), 746 nucleotides long. RefSeq names its product peptidylprolyl isomerase H (gene ppih). Gene Ontology annotation, molecular function: peptidyl-prolyl cis-trans isomerase activity. Bases 109 to 642 code for a protein of 177 amino acids. Lineage: Eukaryota; Metazoa; Chordata; Actinopteri; Cyprinodontiformes; Poeciliidae. The record is from RefSeq and is a predicted model, not a curated record. The transcript has 9 exons. Gene Ontology annotation, biological process: protein peptidyl-prolyl isomerization; protein folding. Gene Ontology annotation, cellular component: intracellular membrane-bounded organelle.
UUUUUCAUCUGCGCAUGCGCUGUAUACUCGGACCAUUCAAAUGAUUCAUGUGUGAACUUCAUAUAUGUUUUUUAAUUUAAUAAAGCAAGCAGAGCACAACAAAAAAAAAUGUCUGUCCAACCCUCCAACCCCAACAACCCGAUUGUCUUCUUCGACAUCACCAUAGGAGGACAGGAUGUCGGACGGAUGAAGGUAGAGCUGUUUGCUGAUGUGGUUCCAAAGACUGCUGAGAACUUUCGGCAGUUCUGCACUGGAGAGUUCAGGAAGGAUGGCGUUCCAAUUGGCUACAAAGGCUGCACUUUCCACAGGGUGAUCAAAGAUUUCAUGAUUCAAGGUGGAGACUUUGUAAAUGGCGAUGGUACCGGUAUCUGCAGCAUCUACAGGGGUCCAUUUGCAGAUGAAAACUUCAAAAUGAAACAUUCUGCUCCUGGACUUCUAUCCAUGGCAAACAGCGGACCGGGGACAAAUGGUUGCCAGUUUUUCAUUACCUGCACUAAAUGUGACUGGUUGGAUGGGAAGCACGUUGUUUUUGGAAAAGUGGUGGAUGGUCUUCUGAUCAUGAGGAAAAUUGAGAACGUCCCCACUGGACCCAACAACAAACCAAAACUGCCGAUCCUCAUCGCUCAGUGUGGAGAAAUGUGAUGUUUAAUUUUGAAAUACAUUUUGUGAGGCCCAAUGAGCUUUUUCUUUCUUUUCUUUUUUCGUUUUUUACACAAAAAAUGCAAUAAAUUGUACUUUUCUAAUUU